Molecule: messenger RNA, 487 nt
Organism: Aspergillus campestris IBT 28561
Lineage: Eukaryota; Fungi; Ascomycota; Eurotiomycetes; Eurotiales; Aspergillaceae
Exons: 4
Coding region: 130-396 (88 amino acids)
Source: RefSeq, a predicted model, not a curated record
CCGUGGGCGGGGUUUUAUAACUACUUUCUCUAUCCCCCUGUCUCUAUCUCGACUGUGCUAUUGACAGACAGACGGACGAACAAACCGCAGUAUCAGCUCUUCAGUAGUGGAAACGCGCCAGCCACAAAGAUGACUAAAGAUUUGACAUUCGACAUCCGUUACGACAACGAGCUCGCACACGAUUACUACCGCGAUGGGGCGGACCUCGCUGCUGUAAUCCGAGACAUCUACAGCGACCGCCAACUGCACAUCCCAGACGCGUUCGAGUCGACGCUGACUACCCCGCCUAUUCACUUCAUGGAGGUCGAGGCGCCCGAGGAUAUCGACGUCGAGGAGCUGAGGAAGGUGGAUGUCCCACCUGGACUGAGUAUUGAGAUUCAGGAUUUCCAUGUUUAGUUUGGGUUUGUAGUAUUGGGAUAGUAUAUACUGCUAUUAGUGAUGGAUAUAUGAAUGUAUAUGGUUUGUUUAUUUAGUUUGUAUCUUUUUU